GUCACGAAAAGCUCCCCAAAUAGCGACUCACAUAUUGGUGUUAUUUUGAAACCGUUUCCGUCUUCUAAGGGUGUUUUAAAACCGUAUUUUCGGAGGCAAUAAUAGCAGAGGAAAAUACUUUUUCCCGACAUCAGGUGUCCUGUGUAUUUUUGUGCAACAAAAGAGCAAGAUCGAUUAUUCCUUUUCUGGCGAUACACACCGACCUCAAUGCUGACUCACCUCUUAUCAGUCUAAUGGGUGUGGAGAUAAUAUGAAAGGAGCAGUGGAGGUGACCAUUCCACAAGACUGAUGAGUUCAGAGUCGUUCACACCUCUGAAGAAGAAGAAGACCCUGCAGGACACUUAACAAGGCUUGAAAAAAAAUGAAGAAGUCGGGGCAGUUCAAAAUAACCCCAGAGGUGGAAGAAGAUGCGGAGAAGAAGGAAAAAGCUGGAGAGAACAAGCUCAGCGUUGGAUAUUUUCAGUUGUUUCGUUUUGCCUCCUGCCAAGACAUUGCCAUGAUGGUGGGGGGCAGUUUCUGUGCCCUGGUCCAUGGCGCCGCCUCCCCCCUCAUGCUUCUGGUCUACGGCAUGAUGACCAAUACGUUUGUGGCGUACGAGCUCCAGAUCCGGGAGCUGAAGCAUCCGAACAAGACGUGCUUAAACGGCUCCAUCCACUGGAGCAACGGCACCAUUCAUGAAAUUGCUGACAAUGUCACUAUCCGCUGCGGGGUGGACAUUGAAGCAGAGAUGACCAUGUUUGCUUACUACUAUGUUGGAAUUGGAGUGGGAGUUUUGAUUCUCAGUUAUUUACAAAUUUACUUCUGGGUGACUGCAGCUGCAAAACAGAUCAGGAGGAUCCGUAAAAGGUACUUCAGAAAAGUCAUGCAGAUGGAGAUCGGAUGGUUCGACUGCAAUUCUGUGGGCGAGCUGAACACCAGGAUCUCAGAUGACAUCAACAAGAUCAACAACGCCAUCGCGGAUCAGGCCUCCAUCUUUAUCGAGAGGCUCUCCACGUUUUUGUUUGGCUUCAUGGUUGGCUUCAUCGGCGGCUGGAAACUCACGCUGGUGGUCAUUGCUGUGAGCCCGCUCAUCGGUGUUGCUGCUGCACUGAUGGCCAUGGCUGUGUCCAGACUGACUGGGCGGGAGCUGACCGCCUACGCCAAAGCAGGAGCUGUGGCUGAUGAGGUUCUGUCUGCGAUCAGGACAGUUGCUGCCUUUGGUGGAGAGAGCAAAGAGGUGGACAGGUAUGAUAAGAACCUAGAGGAAGCCCAGAACUGGGGUGUGAAGAAAGGCUCCAUCCUCGGAAUAUUCCAAGGUUACCUGUGGUUCAUCAUCUUCCUCUGUUACGCUCUGGCCUUCUGGUACGGAUCCCAACUGGUCAUCGACACCAAAGAGAUGUCUCCGGGUACUUUAAUCCAGGUGUUUUUUGGAGUCCUCAUGGCAGCGAUGCACCUGGGUCAGGCGUCUCCUUGCCUGGAGGCCUUCGCCUCUGGACGGGCUGCAGCUAAAAGCAUUUUUGCCACAAUUGACCGGGUGCCGGAAAUCAACUGUUUCUCCGAUGAUGGACGCAAGUUGGACUCACUUAAAGGCGACAUUGAGUUCCACAACGUUUCAUUCUUCUACCCUUCUCGACCUGAAGUCAAGAUAUUGGACGACCUCAGCUUGAGCGUCAAAGCAGGUGAGACGACAGCUUUUGUCGGACCCAGUGGUUCUGGCAAAAGCACCACCAUCCAGCUCUUCCAGAGGUUUUAUGACCCGAAACAAGGAACGGUGACUCUGGACGGCCAUGACAUCAGAACUCUGAACAUCAAGUGGCUCCGCUCACUCAUCGGUAUCGUGGAGCAGGAGCCGGUUCUUUUCGCCACCACCAUCGCAGAAAACAUCCGCUUCGGCCGAGACGGAGUCUCCAUGGAAGAGAUCAUCGAAGUGACUAAGCAAGCCAACGCCUACAACUUCAUCAUGGAGUUGCCGCAGAAAUUUAAUACCCCGGUGGGAGAAGGUGGCGGUCAAAUGAGUGGAGGUCAGAAACAGAGAAUCGCCAUCGCCCGAGCUCUGAUCCGAAACCCCCGGAUCCUUCUUCUGGACAUGGCCACUUCCGCUCUGGACAAUGAGAGUGAAGCCAUAGUUCAGGAAGCUCUGGAUAAGGUGCGCACGGGCCGGACCACGAUCUCCAUCGCCCACCGUCUCUCCACCAUCAGAAAGGCAGACGUGAUUAUCGGGUUUGAGCGAGGAAAGGCAGUGGAGCGGGGCACUCACAGUGAGCUGCUGGAGAAGCAAGGAGUCUACUUCACGCUGGUGACCCUUCAGAACCAGGGAGCGUCUGCCCCAGAACGUGCAGAUGCGAUCAGUGAUGUGGAUGACGCAGACUUUGGUGUCAAAGUGAGGAGCAUGAGUUCUGGAUCCUUAAAGUCGAGCAGCAGGAGGAACUCGGCUCGUGUGCGCUCUGUGAGCAACUUAUCAUCGGACUGUGUGCCUGAUGCAUUAACUGGCAGCCUGCGAUACCGGACGGAGCAGUUACCAGAAAAUGAGGAUCAGGAAGAACACAUCGAGCCGGCUCCUGUCGCACGAAUCCUCAAGUACAACCAGCCAGAGUGGCCGUACAUGCUGCUGGGAUCUCUGGGGGCGGCGGUCAACGGUUCCGUCAACCCCAUCUACGCCAUCCUCUUCAGCCAGAUUCUCGGGACGUUUGCGCUGGAAGAUGUGGCGGAGCAGAGGCAGCAGAUUGAUGGGAUAUGUGUUCUGUUUUGCAUCGUGGCCGUCACCAGUUUCUUCUCGCAGUUUUUGCAGGGGUACGCGUUUGCCAAAUCUGGGGAGCUGCUGACCCGUCGACUGAGAAAGAAGGGCUUCCUGGCCAUGCUGCGGCAGGAGGUCGGCUGGUUUGACGACGUCAGGAACAGCCCCGGGGCGCUGACGACCAGGCUGGCCACGGACGCCUCCAUGGUUCAGGGUGCCACAGGAUCUCAGAUUGGGAUGAUCGUGAACUCGCUGACCAGCAUCGGAGCGUCCUUCAUCAUCGCCUUCUACUUCAGCUGGAAGUUGACCCUGGUGAUCAUGUGCUUCCUGCCCCUCAUCGGACUGUCAGGUGUCUUUCAAGCCAAAAUGCUGACAGGUUUUGCAAAUGAUGACAAGGAUUCCAUGGAAGCUGCUGGACAGGUCUCCAGUGAGGCUCUGGGAAACAUCAGGACCAUCGCUGGUUUGGGCAAAGAAAAUGCCUUUGUGGAGUCCUACGAAGAGCAGCUGGAAAGCCCCUUCCUCUCCGCCAAGAAGAAAGCCCACGUCUACGGGGUGUGUUUCGGCUUCGCCCAGUGCGUGAUCUUCAUGGCCUACGCCGCCUCCUUCAGAUACGGAGGCUACCUUGUCAGCGCCGAGGGGCUGCAGUACAUGCUGGUUUUCAGGGUGAUCUCGGCGGUGGUGAUCAGUGGGACGGCGCUGGGCAGAGCUUCAUCCUUCACUCCAGAUUAUGCCAAAGCCAAAACUGCUGCUGCUCAGUUAUUCAAACUCCUGGACCGGGUACCAAAAAUCAGCACGAGCCCUGACGAUGGAGAGAAAUGGGAUAAGUUCAGGGGUCAGAUUGAAUUUCUCAACUGCAAGUUCACCUAUCCUGCUCGGCCUGACACUCAGGUGUUGAACGGUUUAUUUGUGUCGGUGAAGCCUGGUCAGACCCUGGCAUUUGUGGGGAGCAGCGGCUGCGGGAAGAGCACCAGCAUCCAACUGCUGGAGCGAUUUUAUGACCCAGAUGAGGGGCAAGUGUUGAUCGAUGGUCACAACUCUCGAAGAGUCAACGUGCCCUUCCUGAGGUCUCAGAUCGGCCUGGUGUCUCAGGAGCCGGUGCUGUUUGACUGCAGCAUCGCGGACAACAUACAAUACGGAGACAACACGCGCACCAUUGGCAUGGAGGAGAUUAUCGCCGCCGCCAAAAAGGCCUACCUGCACGACUUUGUCAUGACGCUGCCUAAUAAAUACGACACUCAGGUUGGUGCACAAGGUUCUCAGCUAUCAAGAGGACAAAAACAGCGCAUUGCCAUCGCCAGGGCCAUCGUCAGAAAUCCCAAAAUCCUUCUGUUAGACGAGGCUACUUCUGCACUGGACACAGAGAGUGAAAAGACUGUCCAGACUGCCCUGGAUGAAGCGAGAAAAGGCCGCACCAGCAUUGUCAUCGCUCACCGCCUCUCAACAAUUCAAACAGCCGACAUCAUCGCCGUCAUGUCCCACGGAAUCGUCAUAGAACAAGGGACACACAAUGAACUCAUGGCGAAGCGUGGCGCCUACUACAAGCUAGUGACCACGGGGGCGCCAAUAAGUUGAAGUAGUUUCACCGUCACUUAUUUUGUUUGUUUUUUUUGUCAUUUUAUAAUUUAAUUAGUUUAUUCGUACUUUGUUACAGUUGAGAAUGUCUAAAAUGAAAGCUGAAGAAAUGUGGAAUAUAGUAAGAUAAAAAAAAUUGUCCUCAUAAGUAAAUUAACUGUGUUUGUGAAACAUAGAAAACCUCCCUAAAAAAAACAAUUGAUUUGUGAAUCACGUCACUGGCGAGUGCUGCCACUAUGUAAAGUAGAAAAUAUGUAUGUUAUUGAAAUUGAAUUUUUGUCGGCACAAACAAUGGUGCUAUCUGAACAAUUUGCUGUUUGUUUAGUAUUGUUAUUUAUAGUGAUAAAAAAAUUAAAUG
Molecule: messenger RNA, 4643 nt
Organism: Synchiropus splendidus (mandarinfish)
Lineage: Eukaryota; Metazoa; Chordata; Actinopteri; Syngnathiformes; Callionymidae
Gene: abcb11a
Product: ATP-binding cassette, sub-family B (MDR/TAP), member 11a
Exons: 29
Coding region: 362-4285 (1307 amino acids)
Biological process (GO): transmembrane transport
Cellular component (GO): membrane
Molecular function (GO): ATP binding; ABC-type transporter activity; ATP hydrolysis activity
Source: RefSeq, a predicted model, not a curated record